AUGUCACGAAUCGUCGAUAGAAUGAACAAUUCUGACACCAGCAGAGCUAGUGGCCCCGUCGAGAGAGACAUCGAACAGGCUGUUACUGCUCUUAAGAAAGGCGCCUACUUACUCAAGUAUGGAAGAAGAGGGAAACCCAAGUUUUGUCCCUUUCGACUCGCAAAUGAUGAGUCUGUUCUAAUUUGGUUUUCCGGUAAAGAGGAGAAACAUCUUAAACUGAGCCACGUGUCCAGAAUUAUAUCUGGACAGCGCACUCCAAUUUUUCAAAGAUAUCCACGGCCUGAGAAGGAGUACCAGUCCUUUUCUCUGAUAUACAAUGACAGAUCACUGGAUUUGAUAUGCAAGGACAAGGAAGAAGCAGAGGUAUGGAUUAGUGGGCUGAAGGCAUUAAUUUCACGUGGUCAUCAGCGUAAAUGGAGAACGGAAUCAAGGAGUGAAGGAAUUUCAUCAGGAGCUACUAGUCCCAGAACAUACACUAGAAGAAGUUCUCCACUGCAUUCUCCAUUUGGAAGUGGUGAUAGCUUGCAGAAGGAUGGUGCAGAUCAACUUCGCUUCCGCAGUCCUUAUGAAAGUCCUCCCAAAAAUGGUUUAGACAAGGCGUUUUCAGAUGUGAUAUUAUAUGCAGUGCCUCCCAAGGGUUUCCUUCCUUCGGAUUCUGCCAGUGGUUCCAUCCAUUCAUUGUCAUCUGGAGGCUCAGAUGGCAUACCUGGUCAUAUGAAGGGAAUGGGAAUGGAUGCCUUUAGAGUAAGCCUUUCGAGUGCCGUAAGCUCGUCAAGUCAAGGUUCUGGUCACGAUGAUGGUGAUGCCUUGGGCGAUGUUUUCAUCUGGGGAGAAGGCAUUGGUGACGGUAUUUUGGGUGGUGGAGCACACAAGUUUGAAAGUUGCUCUGGUCUCAAAAUGGAUUCACUCUUGCCUAAGAUGUUAGAAUCUGCAGUUGUACUAGAUGUUCAGAAUAUAGCUUGUGGUAGGCGACAUGCUGCCUUAGUGAGCAAACAAGGAGAGAUAUUUUCUUGGGGUGAGGAGUCAAGAGGCAGACUUGGGCACGGUGUAGAUUCUGAUGUCUUGCAUCCGAAGCUAGUUGAUGCCCUCAGCAAUACAAACAUUGAGCUAGUUGCAUGUGGUGAAUAUCAUACUUGUGCUGUCACUCUUUCUGGUGAUUUGUACACCUGGGGUGACGGUCAUUGUGGUCGUCUUGGACAUGGGAAUGAAGUAAGUCACUGGGUGCCGAAAAGGGUAAAUGGACCACUGGAAGGAAUACACGUUUCUUCAAUUUCCUGUGGGCCCUGGCAUACUGCUGUUGUGACCUCUGCUGGGCAGUUGUUUACUUUUGGAGAUGGAACUUUUGGGGUUCUUGGUCAUGGUGAUCGGGAAAGUGUUUCUAAACCUAGAGAAGUAGAAUCCCUGAAGGGGCUCCGCACUGUACAGGCAGCUUGUGGUGUUUGGCACACUGCUGCUGUUGUUGAAGUUAUGGUGGCAAACUCAAGCUCUGGUAAUUCUUCAGGCAAACUUUUCACAUGGGGAGAUGGGGAUAAAGGUCGACUUGGGCAUGGUGAUAAGGAAUCAAAACUUGUUCCAACCUGUGUUGCUGCUCUUGUUGAACCGAAUUUUUGCCAGGUUGUUUGCGGACAUAGCAUGACAGUUGCUCUUACAACCUCGGGCCGUGUAUACACAAUGGGCAGUCCUGUAUAUGGACAGCUAGGGAGCUCUCAAGCUGAUGGGAAGCUUCCAUCUCGUGUUGAAGGAAAACUUGCGAAGAGUUUUGUGGAGGAGAUAGCAUGUGGUGCCUAUCACGUUGCUGUUCUGACCUCAAGAACUGAAGUUUAUACAUGGGGGAAGGGAGCUAAUGGUAGAUUGGGUCAUGGGGAUAUAGAUGACAGAAGUUCUCCAACUUUAGUUGAAGCUUUGAAAGACAAGCAAGUCAAAAGUAUUGCUUGCGGUACUAACUUUACUGCAGCUAUCUGCCUUCAUAAGUGGGUCUCUGGAGUUGAUCAGUCCAUGUGUUCUGGCUGCCGUCUACCAUUUAAUUUCAAAAGAAAACGUCACAAUUGUUAUAAUUGUGGACUCGUCUUUUGUCAUUCAUGCAGCAGCAGGAAGUCUAUCAGGGCUUCUAUGGCCCCAAAUCCCAACAAGCCAUAUCGAGUUUGUGAUAAUUGUUUCAAUAAAUUGAAGAAAGCUAUUGAAACGGACACAUCAUCUCAGUCAUCUGUGAGUAGAAGAGGAAGUAUAAAUCAGGGUCCAAAUGACCUUAUCGACAAAGAUAACAAGUUGGACACCAAAUCUCAUCCUCAUCUAGUUAGAUUUUCUUCAACGGAAUCCUUGAAGCAAGUGGAGAGUUGCUCUUCGAAGAGAAACAAAAAACUGGAAUUUAACAGCAGCCGUGUAUCACCUAUACCCAAUGGAAGUUCCCAAUGGGGGGCUUUUAAUAUCUCUAGAUCUUUUAAUCCAGUAUUUGGAUCGUCCAAAAAAUUUUUCUCAGCUUCGGUUCCUGGAUCAAGAAUUGUUUCUCGAGCAACAUCACCAGUAUCGAGACGGCCUAGUCCUCCCCGUUCCACUACACCGACCCCCACAUUGGGUGGACUGACUUCACCGAAGGUUGUAUUGGAUGACGCUAAAAGGACAAAUGAUAGCCUUGGCCAAGAAGUUAUUAAACUAAGGGCACAGGUUGAGAAUCUUACUCGCAAGGCUCAGUUUCAAGAGAUAGAGCUAGAAAGAACUACUAACCAGCUGAAGGAGGCAAUAGCCAUUGCAGGGGAAGAGACUGCCAAAUGCAAAGCAGCCAAAGAAGUGAUUAAGUCACUUACUGCACAACUGAAGGAAAUGGCUGAAAGGCUUCCUGUGGGUUCUACUCGAAACACCAAAUCUCCUUCCUUUACUUCUCUCGGCUCCACUCCUGUAUCCAAUGACGUUUCAAGUGCUUCUCUUGUCCGUUUGAAUGGUCAAAUAACUGCCCAGGAAUUGGAAUCAAAUGAACUAAGCAACCAGAUGCUUUCUAAUGGACUAAGCAUUGCAAGUAAUCACAGCUUUGGUCACAAUAGACAAGGUCAUCUAGAAACCAUGACAAGAAACGGGAAUAAAACAAAAGAAAGUGAUUCUCGCAAUGAGAAUGAAUGGGUUGAGCAAGACGAACCUGGUGUUUAUAUCACCCUUACCUCCUUACCUGGAGGUCUCAAGGAUCUUAAGAGAGUUCGUUUCAGUCGAAAGCGGUUUAGUGAAAAACAAGCAGAACAAUGGUGGACAGAGAACAGGGCAAGAGUGUAUGAACAGUACAACUUUUGGCAUUCAUCUUUCAACCUGGGGUUGCCCGUUAAAGCAAGAGGAGUAGAGGACGCGCCUUGGGUGUGGGUUUUGAGGACGAGAAAUGUAAAUUCUUAG
This is a messenger RNA of Fraxinus pennsylvanica, 3372 nucleotides long. The record is from the annotation of a GenBank genome assembly. Lineage: Eukaryota; Viridiplantae; Streptophyta; Magnoliopsida; Lamiales; Oleaceae.